AUGAUGGACAGCGAAUUUUUAUACGUACACAGUUGUGAUUUGGAUCAAAAUUUGCAAAUCAGAAUCGGUUCUUUGGAAGGAAGUGUAUCGCUUUUGGAUAAAUCCUAUCGCGUUGUUGGUGGCAAUUUUUUCGUCACAAUCACCGUUUACUGUAACAAACGACAAGUUGGUACUCCGGUUUCAACAUCUUACAAACCACCACCAAGUUCGGCACGUGCAUUGCAUUCCUGGGAUGAGUGGCUUUCGUUACCGAUCAAAAUUAAUGAGUUAAGUCUCGACUCAUUUCUUCACGCCUGUCUCUGGGAUGUAUCGGAAUCGCUGGAGCCACGAUUUGUGGCCCACUCAUCGAUUUCACUGUUCAGCAAACGUGGCAUGCUUCGAUCCGGUAGCAUUAGCCUGAAAAUGGAGAUGGCUUCAUCAGGCGAUGACCAUUUGGUGCCGCCACCCCCUGCUCAGUUUACAAAGCAAACAGGCAUUGAUCGCUUACAUAAACUCAUGAAAGAGUAUGGCGAAAAUCUCAUUGAACAUGUUGAUUGGCUCGACCGGAUAACAUAUCCUCGGAUUAAGCAACUAGAAAAAGAGUACGAGCUGGAGCAGCGAUGUCCGUAUCUAAACGUUGAAAUGAUUCGUGUUGUUGCGGCCGGUAUCACUUAUUCUGUGGUGUAUUACGAAAGUGAAGAAGAUGAAGCAAAGAGUCAAAAUGGUGGUGCUGGCCCAUGUACAGAUCCCGAAUUAGGCCUAGAAAAUCUUUGUGAAACAAAGCACAGUAUGAUGACACGUAACAAACGAGCUGGUAUUUUUGAGCGUGAGCUGAAGCCGAAUGCCGCAGCACGUGAUGCACUGGAAAGGAUUAUCCAGGCAGAUUUUUUGACUCACAUUUUUGGUUCAUUUUGUUGA
Molecule: messenger RNA, 897 nt
Organism: Gongylonema pulchrum
Lineage: Eukaryota; Metazoa; Nematoda; Chromadorea; Rhabditida; Gongylonematidae
Source: the annotation of a GenBank genome assembly